Molecule: messenger RNA, 1309 nt
Organism: Cucurbitaria berberidis CBS 394.84
Lineage: Eukaryota; Fungi; Ascomycota; Dothideomycetes; Pleosporales; Cucurbitariaceae
Product: GroES-like protein
Exons: 3
Coding region: 139-1230 (363 amino acids)
Biological process (GO): alcohol metabolic process
Molecular function (GO): zinc ion binding; alcohol dehydrogenase (NADP+) activity
Source: RefSeq, a predicted model, not a curated record
CGAUGAGCCGAUUUUUAUGGACCUCGACACUACGAGCGGUCAGCUACGAUCUGCCCCUCUUUAAGGCCUACAACUCCACGAAUUUAUUUCCACAUUCUUGAUACCCUCAAUUUCAGUUCCAAUUUUAAUUAAGUCAAAAUGCCUUACCCAGAGACCACCGACGCGUUCGCCGUCACUGACAUCAAGAACUGGAGCACCUUCAAGCGCCAGGAGCUACCUCUCAAGAAGUUUGAGGAACAUGACGUUGAUAUUGCCAUUGAUGCUUGCGGUGUCUGCGCCUCCGAUAUUCAUACCAUCACUGGUGGGUGGGGCGAGGACGUUCCACUUCCACUUUGCGUAGGACACGAGGUCAUUGGCAAGGUCGUCAAGGUCGGCUCCAAGGUCACCAAGAUUAAGGUUGGUGACCGUGCUGGUGUUGGCGCGCAGAAAGGUGCAUGUCUUUCGUGCGGUCAGUGCAAGGCCGACCAGGAGAACUACUGCCCGAGCCAAAUCGACACAUACGGUGCUAAGCACGACGAUGGCACUAUUGCCCAAGGAGGGUACUCCAGCCACAUGCGGGCUCACGAGUACUUCGUCUUCAAGAUCCCAGAUAACCUCGAGACUGCGCUCGCGGCACCUAUGCUCUGCGCCGGUCUGACCACAUACUCGCCGAUCAAGCGGUUAGGAGCUGGCCCUGGCAAGAAGGUUGCCAUUGUCGGACUCGGAGGUCUCGGUCACUUCGGUGUCCUUUGGUCAAUUGCUUUGGGCGCCGAAACCUACGUCAUCUCGCACUCUCCCAACAAGAAGGAGGAUGCGCUGAAGAUGGGCGCAAAGGACUUCAUCGUCACCAAGGAAAAGGGUUGGGCCGAGAACUGGAAGUUCGCCUUCGACUUUAUCAUCAAUACCGCAGAUGCUACCGACAAGUUCGAUCUGUCCGAAUACUUCUCCACCCUCAAAGUCAACGGUACCUUCCACAUGGUCGGCUUCCCAGACAACCCGCUCCCGGCGAUGCAGGCGCAGAUCUUCGCCCCGAACGGUUGCUACAUGGGCGCGUCGCAUAUCGGUAACAGGCCUGAGAUGGAGGAGAUGCUCGAGCUUGCGUCAAAGCAGAACAUCAAGAGCUGGGUCCAGGAGCUCCAGAUCGGCGAAGCGGGUAUCAAGGAGGCUGUUGAGCGCGUCUACAAGAACGACAACGUUAAAUACAGGCUUACUCUUACUGGCUAUGACAAGGUAUUCGGAAAGAGGGCAUAGAGCGCUCCUUGCUUUCAAAUACUUUGUCUCAUCUUAUAGCUAGAUACGAAAAUGUAAUGACUUCUUGAACAAUCCCUGC